Hibiscus syriacus is the source of this 2455-nucleotide messenger RNA. Its product is annotated as ATP-dependent DNA helicase Q-like 3. Gene Ontology annotation, biological process: double-strand break repair via homologous recombination. The record is from RefSeq and is a predicted model, not a curated record. The coding region runs from base 96 to 2264 and encodes 722 amino acids. Gene Ontology annotation, molecular function: nucleic acid binding; 3'-5' DNA helicase activity; ATP binding. Lineage: Eukaryota; Viridiplantae; Streptophyta; Magnoliopsida; Malvales; Malvaceae. Gene Ontology annotation, cellular component: cytoplasm; chromosome. The transcript has 19 exons.
UUUCUCCCUUCAAUUUUUAUUCUUCUUCAAUAACAGUAGUCAUCGUUGAUUACCUAUCUUAACAAAAGCUUGAAUUCCGAAGAACAUUUGGAAAAAUGAAGAAAUCGCCGUUGCCGGUGCAAAACCUUACCUGCAGAGAGAAGCAACGUAACUGUGGAAAAGAAGCUCUGGUAAAGCUCUUGAGAUGGAAUUUCGGUCAUCCUGACUUCAGAGGGAACCAGUUGGAAGCCAUUGAAACCGUUUUAUUAGGAAGAGAUUGUUUCUGCCUAAUGCCGACCGGGGGAGGAAAAUCAAUGUGUUAUCAAAUCCCUGCUUUGGCUAAAAAGGGAAUUGUGCUCGUCAUUUCUCCAUUAAUAGCCUUGAUGGAAAACCAAGUAACGGCAUUGAAGGAGAAAGGAAUUGCUGCUGAGUUUCUCUCUUCAACUCAAACGUCUCAGCUGAAGAAUAAGAUUCAUGAAGAUCUUGAUAGUGGACAACCUUCCAUACGCUUGCUUUAUGUGACACCAGAGCUUAUUGCCACUUCAGGGUUUAUGUCAAAGCUUAAAAGGAUUCAUGGUAGAGGAUUGUUGAAUCUCAUUGCUGUGGAUGAGGCACAUUGCAUCUCUUCAUGGGGUCAUGAUUUCAGGCCUAGCUAUCGUAAGCUUUCAUCUUUGAGGAACCAAAUACAAGAUGUACCUAUAUUGGCUUUGACUGCCACUGCUGUUCCUAAAGUACAGAAGGAUGUCAUAGAUUCCUUAAAUUUGCAGAAUCCUUUAGUCCUUAGAUCAUCUUUCAACCGUCCAAAUAUAUACUAUGAAGUUAGAUAUAAAGAUCUUUUGGAUGAUACUUAUGCUGACUUGUGUGAUGUUCUCAAAUCCGCUGGAGAUGCUUGUGCAAUUGUUUACUGCCUUGAACGGACAACUUGUGAUGACUUGUCCACUCAUCUUUACAAAAAUGGAAUUUCCUGCGCCGCCUAUCAUGCAGGGUUAAAUAAUAAAUUGCGGAGCUCUGUCUUAGAUGAUUGGAUUUGUUCCAAGAUACAAGUUGUUGUGGCCACAGUAGCUUUUGGAAUGGGCAUAGACAGAAAGGAUGUUAGAAUAGUUUGCCACUUCAAUAUCCCAAAAUCAAUGGAAGCUUUAUAUCAAGAGUCGGGUAGAGCUGGUCGUGACCAGUUGCCUUCUAGAAGCUUGUUGUACUAUGGAGUGGAUGAUCGAAAAAGGAUGGAAUUUAUUCUUAGCAUUGCAGAGAGCAAGAAAUUGCAAUCAUCAAAUUCACAACAGGGACCAUCAAAGAAGUCAAUGUCUGAUUUUAAUCUGAUGGUUGAAUAUUGUGAGGGUUCUGGAUGCCGUAGGAAAAAGAUUCUUGAGAGCUUUGGAGAACAGGUAUCUGCAUCACUCUGUAAAAAAUCAUGUGAUGCCUGCAAAAAUCCACACCUCGUCACCAAGUAUCUGGAAGAGCUAACAACUGCUAUCUCUGUUCACCAGAGAAAUGGCUUCUCAAAAGUCUUGAUGAGCAGCUCCGCAGAUGCCAUUGAAAAUGAACAGUUCUCGGAAUUCUGGAAUCAUGAUGAUGAGGCCAGUGGCUCCGAGGAAGAUAUAUCUGAUUCCGAUGAUGGAUUUGAGGUUGCGAAAAGCAUAUCCAUAUCCAAAUUUUCAAAAAAAUCAGAGAUAAACGAGAAGAUCGAAUUGUUGCAGCGUGCAGAAGAAAACUAUUAUCAGAACAAAUCUCGUGAUAAACAGGUUAACAAACCUGACAAUGCCAUAUCCGCAAUGCUGAGAGAAUCAAGCAAGCAAAGAUUAUUAGAUGCCCUGAAGCAGGCUCAUCAGCGGCUUGGCGACUUGAAGGUUGAUUUUGAAGCGUCAUCUACCAUCCUUGAAAAUGAGUGCUUUAAGAAAUACGGGAAGAGCGGGAAAUCGUUUUAUUAUUCGCAAGUAGCUAGUAAGAUAAGGUGGCUAUCUACAACAAGCUCUGCUGCAGAUAUAGCAAAUCAAAUCGGUACCAGCAUCACAUCUCCUUCGGUGAUCAUUACUCACAAGGAAGAACCUUCUCCUAUAACGGUGUCAACUCCGCUACAUGAUAAGAGAAGACAAGAAGAAAAAGAAGUUACUGGGGAACAAUGUCGUGGGAACAUCGAGUCAGAGGCUUCAAUUGAGCCUUUGCCCCUGCAAAUGCAUACAAAGCGGCCCCCUAUUCCGUCUUUCUCACAGUUUGUGAACAGCAGAAAGUCGAAAGAGACACAACCAUCAAAUGCAUUAGAGGAAAAGAAGAGAAUGAGGUUGCAGUAGGUUUGUACCAAGACUUCUGUUAUUUUCAUUUCAUUUUGUUCACUGUAUAUAUUUCUUUUGCAACUCUGAUAGUUUCAGUUUGCUUAUGACGUGCUUUUGCCAACUUUCUCCAUUCGUGUGGUGUCUCCGAAUGUAUCUUUUGUUUUGGGGUAAACUACACAUUUAGUAUAUAAACUAUUACUUUUGUUUCA